Thunnus maccoyii (southern bluefin tuna) is the source of this 2555-nucleotide messenger RNA. RefSeq names its product MINDY family member 4B (gene mindy4b). Gene Ontology annotation, molecular function: K48-linked deubiquitinase activity; cysteine-type deubiquitinase activity. Bases 521 to 1897 code for a protein of 458 amino acids. The transcript has 10 exons. Gene Ontology annotation, biological process: protein K48-linked deubiquitination. NCBI's taxonomy places the organism in Eukaryota, Metazoa, Chordata, Actinopteri, Scombriformes, Scombridae. The record is from RefSeq and is a predicted model, not a curated record.
CCCUUUGUGCAUACAUCCCCUGAGCAGAUGCGAUCUUGCUUCCACCUGAGCUGCGGACUAAUACUGUGCGAGCUCAGGAACUCUGACAGUAAACUCGUAGCUCAUUGGUUCUCCUGGUAGCGACUCAGAGGAGGAGAGAGUCCUCGGUAAACAGAGUAAUGAUGCGUACAGGCUCAGCUCUGCUCUCUGCCGACCCGGACGCUUCACUGCACUCAGUUCAGCUUUCACUCGGCCGGUUUGUGUGAAUCUGAUCCUGUAACACACACACUCAGUGUUUAGUUUCAGUGGCGGUGCUGGUGAGGGUCUGUAUAUCUACCUGCUGCCUCACUCUGCAUGCUGCUCAACUGUUCCUGAGACUCCUCUCAGAGAGCUUAAACAGCAGAAACACCAGAACCAGUAUCAUUAAUAUAUAGAAGCAGGAGUCUUAACCAUAAUGGUGAAGAGGCUGCAGCUGGAGUACUAAACCUAGUACAGCUGGUAGUAUUAGUAGUAGUUAGUAGUUAUUCAGUACUUAUAGGUGAUGACAGACUGCAGGCUGGACUACAUUGAGCUGCUUCAACAGGAAGUCAACAAGAAUCCUGACAGGCUGGUGGAUGUGGGGAAGGAGGAGGAGCAGGAGGAGACCCCUCCACCCUGCAGGACCCUCCCAGCGCCCUGCUCCAUCCCGAGAAGGCUGGUCAUCUCCCCGAGCCUCGGAGGAACACCGGUCACCCCACAUCUGACAGAGAGCUUGAGGAGGAUUUUAUUUGGUGGAACGUUUCACGUCUUCAACUACGAGUGGAGGAAAUCUUUCUUCCAGUUUAGAGAGCCGAACUCUGAGUUGUCCUUCGCUCUGGAGACUGACAGGGGCGGGGCUCAGGCCGUUCAGAUGGUCGUCCAGGCUCGCAUCAUUAAAUACCUGCUGUUCAGCCGGCAGAGCAGCUCAGAGGGACGGACGCUGCACAGUCUGUGUGAGGUAGGUCAGAGGGAGCAGGAGAGGGCGUUGGCGGCAGCGUUGUCUGACAGCCUCUGGUUGGCCGGCCAGGAGCUCAGUGCCACCGUUACCUUGGUAACCGAAGACUACUGCAUCACACCUCACUUGGACUACAAACUGGACAACUUCACAGAGAGGCUGCAGCUGUUCACAUUUAACAAGAAAGAAGACGUCAGAAAGUUCAUCCUCGAUCACAUUCAGUGUUUUAAAGAGGAGGGAAGUCAUGGAGUCAUCUUGUUCCUGUACAGCCUCAUCUGCUCCCGCACAGUCGACAGGCUGAGGGAGGAUCUGGACUCCACCACCUCCCAUCUGCUGUACAUCAGUCUGGGCAACUUCGUCUGUCGUCAGGCUUUACUGAACCUGUUGCUGACAGGCAGAGCCAGUCCUCACGUCUUCAACGGGACUCUGUACUUUGGGGAGGACGGCCGGCCUCUGGAGCGCCCCCUGCAGGGCAUCCUGACUCGCAGCGAUGUGGGAUAUCUGCACUGGAGCCGAGAGCAGAUGGAACGAGGCAGACUGCCACAGGUGGGCAGCAUGUUGAAGACUCCCAGGUUUCCAGUCUGGGUUUGUUGCAUCAACAGCAGCUUCUCGGUUCUGUUCAGUCUGAACCGCUCGCUGCUGUCCGACUGGAAGAUGGAGCAUCUGUUCCACCUCUACUUCUACAGCGGCCAGCCCUCCCAGAAAACCACAGCCAGACUGACCAUCGGUGAGUCACGCUCUGCUCCUCCAUCACCUGCUGCCGUCUGUGCGUCUCUAACACAGCGUCUGUCGUCUUCUGUAGAUACUCAUUCCCACCACUGGGAGGCGUCGCCCAGGAACUCAGGCGGAGACCCGGAGAAGAGGUUUCCUUCACUGGAGAUGACCGUCAGGACCAAGUGGGACGGAGCCGCCAUCAACUGGAACGGCACCUCGCCUUUCUACUGAGCAGGAAGAAGAUCCACAUACCAGACCUGAUCAGACUGCAGAGAAUCUGGAUCCAGAGAGGACGUCGGAUCCCUGCUCUGCCCCAUAACUGUGUUUUUAGGUCACAAAGUUCUGAUGAACCCACAAAAUAAAAGUCAUUUUCAGUGCUGUAUUUUUUUUUUUCAAUCUCAAUACAUUUUAUGACCAAAAAUAAAGACUCAGGUGCAACUUUAUUUCAAAUCACGGUUUUCAAGGAUCAACCACAGACUGUAGAGCUGCGACCAUUAAUCAAUUAGCUGAUUGACAGAAAAUUUUUAGCAGAAAUGCAAAAUAUUUGAUGUUUCAAGAUUCUCAAAUGUGAGAAUUUUCUGCUUUUACUUGUUUUGGUUGAACAAAACAGGCAAUACGAGGACAACAAUAACUGUUGCAGCUCUACAUAAUACAUGAAAAGGAAAUAUAUGUAACAACAUGAGUUCCACUUUAUUUCUUUGGCACUCUUAAUCUUCCAUACGGGUACAUUGUGCACAUGGAAUCUCCAUUUUAUUGUGUGAGUCCCAGAGAACAACCAGUAAUCCGUUUUUCAUGCAGUUUACGACUAUUUGUGUACUUAAAUGCAGCUGUAUUGUUCACUCUUUGCUUUUAUGUUGUUCAUAUUGUAUGUGAUAAUAUGAACCAUUCA